UUCUGGUAGGAACUUUGGAUGAUACAUUGCGUCUUUGGAACUACUCCACUGGUAAAUUCUUGAAAACAUACAGUGGGCAUGUAAACUCUAAGUACUGCAUAUCUUCAACGUUUUCCAUCACGAAUGGGAAGUAUGUUGUUAGCGGUUCCGAGGAUAAUUGUGUGUAUAUUUGGGAGCUUCAGUCAAGAAAAAUUGUUCAAAAGCUUGAAGGUCACUGUGAUGCUGUUAUAUCAGUUGCAUGCCACCCAGAUCAAAACAUGAUUGCUUCUGGUUCACUUGGAAAGGAUAAGACAGUAAAGAUCUGGACUCAGGAGGAUUAGUUUGUUUCCAUACAUAACAAAGUUUUGUAGGCCAAAACAACGCUCUUUUUUGGAAGAGGAGUUUGAGGAUGAGUUUCCAUAUGAGAUAUGAUUGCAUUUUCCCAAACAGCGCACAGACCUGCGAUUUGACUAAAUUUCCUUGGCCAAAUAAUUAUAGGAGUAUGUUUAGACUUGGGUAUAUAUCAUGUAAGUGAUAUCCGUUGUUUAUUCUCACUUUGUAGUGUGGUAUUGGCCAACUUUUACCCCCUUGGGUAAAUCUUUACCUGAACUUGUAUCUGACCGUAUUAAAAACUCUUUCUUUUCACUUCACGGCUCCGCAAGUAACCAUUUUUCCCAUGGUUCUAUCUCGAGUAAAAAUGAUGUUCGGAGUAUGAUGCAUAUUGUCUUUACAUU
Cuscuta europaea is the source of this 713-nucleotide messenger RNA. NCBI's taxonomy places the organism in Eukaryota, Viridiplantae, Streptophyta, Magnoliopsida, Solanales, Convolvulaceae. The record is from the annotation of a GenBank genome assembly.